Drosophila hydei is the source of this 1635-nucleotide messenger RNA. RefSeq lists its product as uncharacterized. The transcript has 3 exons. Lineage: Eukaryota; Metazoa; Arthropoda; Insecta; Diptera; Drosophilidae. The record is from RefSeq and is a predicted model, not a curated record. The coding region runs from base 246 to 1613 and encodes 455 amino acids.
ACAUCCGUUCUAUCCAAUGUUUGAAAAAUUACGAAUACUUAUUUCAGUGUCAAAUGACAAAGAAAAUUUACAAAAAAAUAAAAAAUAAAAUGUUCAAUUAGAUAUUUACUCAGCAGGCAUUUGUUUCACUAGCAAAGCUAUAGUAUAUCCAAUUCUCUAUACCAGUUCAUUUUCUACCUCGGCCUAAAUUACAUGAAAUAUUUUUAGUUACAAAAUUUUUGGAAUAAAAUCUCUUCACCCGCAGAAUGGAAUCUAAAAAAGAGAUUAGCAACAUUUACGCCCCCAAAACUUUGAUCUAUAUGCUCGAGUUCGUAAUUGAUGAUUUGCUGAUUACGCGCCAGAACUUAUGCGCGCCCGAAGAGUAUCCUACUUGUGUGGAGAUUACAUUUCGCUCUACGGUGUUUGUGAGCAUCUGUGAUCGUGAGUAUGGAGCCUGCGUAAAUCCCAAGGCGCCCAAGUGCUGCAAAUGUUGUAUAUUCGCGCUGGAAGCGCCGGUAACGGACAAGGAUCGACUGCUCAUACAUGUGUAUAAGAAAAAGACGAGUCGUUGUAAGUUUCUGAUUGGGCUGACAGAGUUGCCAAUGAAACCAAUCUUCGAUCGGGUGAAGGAAUCUUUCGAUGCUGAAAAUGUUAACUGGGAAAAGAUUUGGAGUGAACAGCUCCAGCAUGUCCCGAAACUGAAGGGCACCAACAGGGAAAUCUUGGAUAAUUGCGCCUGCUAUGAUCGCGGCAAUGAGCGUCGCGAACAAUUGUGCCAAACCUCUGAGAUAACCAAACGCCUGUUGCCGCUCUUCAAUCUCUGCAAACAGCAGACCGGAAAUAUUGUGUUAAUCAUAAGAUUGGUCUGCAAUGGGCCGUCACUCGUAUCCUCUUUUCCACUUAACACUUCAAUCUGUUCACGGAAUCCAGUUUGUCCUCCACCCUGCUCACCCUGUCCACCUUGUGGAAAAAGUAAGCCUUGUUGCGAUCCCCCACGUUGCCCAGAAGAUCCCUGUGAUCCCUGUUGCGGCGGUGGAUCGGCAAGCGCCACUGGCGGUCCUAUGGAUACUGGCAAAAAAUGCUGUAAGGGCACUUGUCCACCUUGCCCGCAACCAUGCUGCGUUCAGAAAGAUCCCUGCCAGCGUCCAAAGGAAGAGCCCAAGAAGUGCCUGCGUUACUUUGCCUGCAACUUGGACAAGAUGUGCCCCUGUGAUAUGUGUGAGGAUGAGUUCGACCGCGAAUGUCCCACUGUGCCGAGUAAGCAACCGUGCAAGUCGGUCAUUGAACAACGCCUGCAACCUUGUGGUCCAUGUGGUGGCGUUCCAGAACAUCCCCGAUUCGUGCAACUGCAAAAGCAGUCGGACUUCGAGCAGGCUCGCACUGAAAAACAGAUAGAAGAUAAGCAAAAGGAGAAGGAAAAGAAAAAGGGCAAAGUACGUCAGUCUGGCGGCGGAGUGUACUGUGAUGACUCAUCUGUACCGUGUUGCUGCAAUAAAAACCCGCAACAUGGUACCGAUCUCCCGGACAGCUGCAAUCAUUGUUGCCCCGAAUAUGCUAAUUGCUGUAGUACUGCGCGUAGUCGUGCAAUACGUCAAUUGCAUCAUCUUCUCCUCAAGUACAACAUUCAGGUUUAAUAACCUCUCACAUGUACAUCAA